This is a messenger RNA of Debaryomyces fabryi, 732 nucleotides long. RefSeq names its product Flocculin type 3 repeat-containing protein. The record is from RefSeq and is a predicted model, not a curated record. NCBI's taxonomy places the organism in Eukaryota, Fungi, Ascomycota, Pichiomycetes, Serinales, Debaryomycetaceae. The transcript has a single exon. The annotation marks the transcript as partial.
AUGGUUAGAUUAUCUAUCAGUUCGCUCGCUAUUUUCACUUCCUUAUUAACUGCUAAGGCAGCUGCAAAAGAUGUCCUUUGUUUAGUCAAUGAUGUCCCAGUUGCAACCGUUGAUUUGGAUACAGGAGUUUGUCCAUUCACUCUUCCAGCUGAAUUAGUCGCUUUCUUCGAUUACACCAGUUCAGAAGAUUACAACAUUCAAUUCUACUACGCUAUCGCUAACAGUGCAAGAUACUUUACUGAUAUUGUUAACGCCGGAACUGAAAUUGAUAUUCCUGCUAACCAAAUUUACGGUACUGACGGUGCUCCAGUUUACCAAGUCCAUGUUGAAAACACUCCAGCAUCUAAUUCUACUGCUGCUAUCAGAAAGAGAAUGUUGAAUCAAGUUGAAGUUAUCAAGAGAGAUGAAGCAUCUGACUUUGCUGAAUCUUUAAAAUCUGUCGAUGGUACUUUAGUCAACUCUGCUCUUUUCAAGGUUGUUGAUAUUCCAAGUGGUUCUUCAUCUAUUGCCUCUGGUACUCCAACUGGUACUAUCCCUGUCUCAUCUGGUGUUAACACUGUAGGUGAUGUUACUGAAACUUUGGAAUCUACCAAGAUUAUCACUGUUACCCACUGUUCUGAUAACAAAUGUUCUGCCGCUACUGUUCCAGCCACCCCAACUGUCACUACCUACACUGUUGACGGUACUGUUACUUCUUACACUACUUAUUGUCCACUUACUGAUGCUGCAGAU